Molecule: messenger RNA, 875 nt
Organism: Magallana angulata
Lineage: Eukaryota; Metazoa; Mollusca; Bivalvia; Ostreida; Ostreidae
Product: ADP-sugar pyrophosphatase-like
Exons: 10
Coding region: 27-719 (230 amino acids)
Biological process (GO): ribose phosphate metabolic process; nucleoside phosphate metabolic process
Cellular component (GO): nucleus
Molecular function (GO): ADP-ribose diphosphatase activity
Source: RefSeq, a predicted model, not a curated record
ACAAGGCAGAGACGUUUCUAUCGUCAAUGUGUUUUUGUACUUUUAGUUCCGUUCUGCGUUUACAACAGAGAACAACUUCAUUACGGAGAGUAAAAUUAAUACAAGCAUUCUAUACCAUGGCUUCUCCAAACGCUGCCAAAUUUGGGAAAGAAGAGGAAGUUGCAAGAGGAAAGUGGCUUUCCUUGAAUAAUAUCACCUACACAGAUCCUACAGGAAGAGAAAGACAGUGGGAGUGUGUGAAGCGGACAACGCGACAAACAGAUUCAGCCGACGCUGUUGGUAUCAUCGCAAUCCUGAAGCGGAUGCUGAAGUUUGACUGUAUCGUGCUGGUCCUCCAAUAUCGACCGCCGAUGAAAUGCUGCACUGUGGAAUUUCCUGCUGGCCUCGUGGAUGCUGGUGAAUCUCCUGAAACGGCAGCCGUCCGAGAGCUUUUUGAAGAAACAGGGUACACAGCCUCUGUCAAACAUGUCACCCCAGCUCUGUGUUUUGACCCUGGUCUUGGGAACACAACGGUACAGCUAGUCACAGUGGAGAUUGAUGGCAAUGAUGAGAAAAAUCAAAACCCACAGCAGAAGACUGAAGAAUCAGAGUUUAUAGAAGUGGUAUUAAUUCCUGUGGACGACCUCCUACAAAGACUGGAUGAUUAUGCAAAGUCAGGAUACAGUGUUGAUUCACGGGUGUAUUCAUACGCGUUAGGACUACAACCAAAGACUUCUUGAUUAAGACUGUAUAGAUCACAUAAGAUUGCAUUAUGUUAUUAUCUUUUGUACCAAGUCUCUAUAAUACAUGUAAUAUUCAUUAUGAUUUUACUAAUGUUCUUCAUUCAUACACAACAACUUUACAUAACUAGACCAAUAAAUUCAAUUUUAUUUUUA